CACUUAACUAGUCACAAGGAGCCAGCAUUAAUGAGUGCUCUGGCAGGAAGCAAAACUUGUAGAGAAGCUAACAAGUUCCAAGGAAGACAGAGAUAAAACACAGACUUGAGCCACUUGUCCUUUAAGUAUGUUGAGACCCAGACUUUUAAGUGUGACUUCAUUGAUCUCAAAACCAGGAAUCCUGUGUUUGCCACUAUUCCAGUUGGUGCUAUCGGACUCGCCAUGCGAAGAAAAUGAAAUGUGCAUAAACUAUAAAGAUCAAUACACAAAUGGCUGGUAUAUCUGGUUCUUGCUGCUGAUUUUCCUGGUGGCUCUUCACUGUGGAGCAGUGCUCUUCUGCCUCCAGUGCUGGGUGAGGAGAUCCCAAAAUUGUUCUCCAAGACGCACCGUGGCUGUUUUUGCUGUUGGAGAUUUGGACCCCGUUUAUGGGACAGAAGCAGCUGUGAACCCAACUGCUGGAACUCACCUUCAAAUUCAAAAUACUGAACUGUAUCGUGUUCCGUGUUUUGGCACUUUAGGCCCUCCACCUCCAUAUGAAGAAAUUCCAAAAUCAAGCCGAUUUUAGAUCUGGAUCAUUAAUUGAAAAUAUUAGAAAUAUUUAAAAUUGCAAAACGCUAAAUUUAGGAAUGUACUGGGAAUUCCUGGAAAUCAAUUAACAUAGUCUACAAAAGGACAAAUAGAUGAAAGAAUGAAUGUAGGAAAAUAAUUUGUGUUAUGGAGAUGUUUCCAUAGUAAAUUAGUGGACUCUUUGUAUAUUAGUGGACUCUUACUUUUAUGCUUAUAACCAAGUUUCUCCAUGUACUCAAACAGGCAGUAAUUGAUGCAUGGAGUGGCGUCCACUAAGUUUAAGAUUUCACUCUAGGACGCAUCACAGCUUUUUCUGCCUCACUCUCUGUUUUAAUCCAAGCUAUUCUCUGAUAUGGAAUCAAUAAAAAUUUCAUAGUGUAACAGUGACCCAGAGAUUCAUACAUGUCCAGACCCGGAAUCAGAAAGAGAACAUUUGAAUUGGGGUGAGGGGAGAGAAAAGAAGAAAGAAGAACUGUUUGGAGUUGAAGGGUGAGGAAUGAAUGAAGAGGAAGAUUAAAAGUUCAAGGGGUUGUACAUCUCAUCCUGAGGAGGGAGAAAGUGUUGGCAGAAGCUGAGGCGCAUGUAAUUCCACAAUGUGGAGAAGAGGCACUCAUUUCAUAUGGGUGAGUACAGGCUCCAGAGACCAGAGUCUUUCUCUGGUGACACAAGACUUGCCAUUUCUUGCAAACCAUGAUAAGAACCCUAGGUAUAGAUAUCAGUGUUCCCACUGAGGACUCUGAUUAAAGAAGGAACAAUGAGAGAUCAUCAAGUGACAUUUUUGAGGUGGCCAUGGGCCUGGGGACCAGGAAAAGAAAUCCAUGGCCGGUGCCAUAUGGUCUUCAGCUGACAAACGUGUUGGACAGAACGACUGGGACCUCGACUUAUUUGCCUAAUAUACCUUUUAAAUUAACUUCAACCAAAGUUAUCUCCUAAUCUUUUCCCAAACUUGUUUAUACAAAUAUCUCCCUUCUCGGUUGAUGUUAACAGUGACCUACUAGGUGCUAGACCUGGAGUUAGCUUUGAGUCCUCCUUUCAUGUGACUUCCUACAUCAGAAAAGUCCUUGGUUUAGCUCUACUAUAUAUAUUCUCUCUAUAAAGUCAGAUUCUAAGCAGUUCUUACUCCAUCUCUGUCAUGAACCACUCACUGCCAUUUCUUGCCUGGAUUACUGCAAUAGCAUCUAAACUAUUCUCUUCCAGCUAGCUUUGCCGUCUGUAUUUUAUUUCCAACACAGUAUCUAGAAUAACAUUCUUAUUGCAUAAGAAGGAUCAUGUCCCUUGAGUAAACUCAAAUGACAAUCACUCAGAGAAAAAUGCCAAGAGUCCUCAACACAUGGAUCUAUAGGAUCCAUAGUCAUCUAAGAUCUCCGUUCUUAUGACUCUCCCCAUACUUAUUUGCUCUAGGAACACAGUUCUCAAACCUACCAGGUAUUAUCUUACCUCCAUCUGUCCUUUCGGUCCUUAGUGCUUGCUGUUUCUUUUGCCUGUAACACUCUUCACCUGGAUAUCAAUAUUGCUUCACUCCUUCACUUCCUGUAAGUCUUUGUUGGAAAGUUACCUUCUCAGUGAGGCCUACCCUGAUCACCCUACUUUAAAUUGCAAUUUCUCUCAAGCCUUGCACUUCUACCUCCUUGUCUCAGGGACACUUUUCCUCUUCCCAUAGCACCUAUUAUCUUCUACUGUACUAUAUAGCAAAAUUUUAUUUAUCAUCUGCUGGUGGUCUUCCCUUGCUAGAAUGUAAAUCCAUGAAGGGAGAAAUCUUGUGUUAUCCACUAAUUCAUAACCCAAGCUUCUUUUUUUUUUUUUUUUUUUU
This is a messenger RNA of Sus scrofa (pig), 2377 nucleotides long. It is a transcript of the gene TMEM207, whose product is annotated as transmembrane protein 207. NCBI's taxonomy places the organism in Eukaryota, Metazoa, Chordata, Mammalia, Artiodactyla, Suidae. The record is from RefSeq and is a predicted model, not a curated record.